CUGAGGGCAGCCUUUAAAGCUCCGCCUCAGGUGACAGACCUGAAAGUCAGUGAAGCUGAGGGUUUGUGUGUGUGUAUAUAAAGUGUGAGUGUAUAAAUAAUUGUGUAUGUGUGCGCCUGCAUGAGGGCUUUCACUUACUAACAAGAGGAGAAAAUCACACAUCAGCAUGCUGUUAGAGCUCUUCAUCACUCUCCUCCUCAUCCACAGCCAGGUGCUGGGGGACAGUUCCUCUGAAGAAGAUGAGGAUGAGCAUGAAAAAAGCUCAUCCAAUAGCGGUCACUGGGGUUAUCAUAAUCAGGCAUCAUGGCUGAGCAAUUUUGCGGACUGCAGUGGAAAAUCUCAGUCUCCUAUUGACAUCGUGACUAAAGACGUGACCUAUGAUCGUAGUCUACCUGCUAUAAUACUAGACGGUUAUGAUCUGAGUGGUCGCCCAGAACUGAGACUGCAAAACAACGGUCACACUUUGCAGCUGCAGUUGCCCAACACCAUGCGUAUAGUACAAGGGUUUGAACAGAUCUACUUGGCAGCCCAGCUGCAUUUCCACUGGGGGAACACAAAAGUUCCUGGUUCAGAACACACCAUUGAUAACAUUCACUUUCCUGCAGAGAUCCAUGUUGUUCAUUAUAACUCAAAAUAUUCCAACCUCAAAGAAGCUGCCAGCAAACCAGAUGGACUUGCUGUGUUAGGAGCCUUCAUUGGGAUUGGUCUUCACGAGAAUAAAAACUAUGAAAGAAUCCUGUCUGUAAUUAAAGAUGUUAGCUCUGAGGAGACGGACACUAAUAUCCCCAGUUUUAAUGUCCGCCACCUUCUGCCAAACAGUCUGGAGAGGUUUUACAGAUACUCUGGGUCUCUAACGACUCCACCGUGUUUCCAGUCAGUGAACUGGACAAUAUUCAAUGACACAAUCACAGUCUCAAGGAAACAGCUCGCUGCUCUGGAGGAGACGCUGAAAGGUGGACACAACCAGAGUUUAUCCAAAAACUUCAGAGGGUCACAAAAUCUUAACGGAAGACAAGUCCUGGCGUCUUUCCAUGAGUCAAAAUCUGGAUACGGUAGGUCAUCUGAGACAGACAAGUACUCAACAACAACAGCAAAUGGUUCACAGGAUGGACUGUCUAGAGGUGAUAUCUUGGCUAUUGCCUUUGGACUCUUGUUUGUGUUGACUUUGCUCCUUUUCUUCUUGUACGCUUAUCAACAGCGGCAAAAACACUCAAAAUCUAAACCUGACUCCAGACAAAAUGUUAUUUAUAAACCAGCGACCAAGGAUGAAGUGUAGACCUGCUACGUGUGCUUUGAUGUCAAACACAAAAGCUGAUAUUUAAACUGAAAAACGUUUUUGGAGUUGCUGUAAAGACACCAGUGAAUGUUAAACAAAAACCAGUAUUUUAACCCCCAGAUUAACACUCCUCACUCCUGUAACUGCCACCUUUAUUGUACUUUCUACGUAACAUCAUUUAAGAACAAUUACAUUUGCAGUUUUUCAGGUUUGCAGCAUUUGGUAGACCCUCAUACAGAGGGACUUACAUUCAUCUCAUUUAUACAACGGAAUAGUUCAGGACUUUUCUCAGGGGCCCAGCAGAGGCAGCUGGGAUUUAAACUCAUGACCUUCUGAGUAGUAACUCAAUGCCUUAAUCAUCGAGCUACCACUUUCCCAUAUGUUAAUGGGUUUAAAAAAAAAGACACCUUAAUGCUUGUGGGUUUUUUAUUUAGAAAGUGGUGUUUCACUGAGAAAACAGACCAUUCUUCUGAAGUUUUCUAUUUUUUGCUGUAUAUAAAUGUACUUUAUUAUUGAAUGUUGGAAAAUGGCACAGUCUUAUCCAUCACCUAUUUAUGACCAUUUCUACUUUCUUUUUUGUGCCAUGUUUAAAUUAAGCACCCAAUUAACAGAUGAUAAUCCUGUUAUCAUAUUGUUCAUAUUAUUAAUGGUCUAUGAUAACAAACAAAAAUAACAUUGAUUCGGUAAGAAUGUAAAUUUAUCCAGACAAAUAAAAUGCCUUCAUGUUUCUAA
Messenger RNA from Tachysurus fulvidraco (yellow catfish), 2008 nucleotides. RefSeq names its product carbonic anhydrase IX (gene ca9). Gene Ontology annotation, molecular function: carbonate dehydratase activity; zinc ion binding. The transcript has 12 exons. Gene Ontology annotation, cellular component: plasma membrane. NCBI's taxonomy places the organism in Eukaryota, Metazoa, Chordata, Actinopteri, Siluriformes, Bagridae. The record is from RefSeq and is a predicted model, not a curated record. Bases 167 to 1276 code for a protein of 369 amino acids.